AUGGAUUUCCCAUUUUUUCAUGGAAAGAUAACAAAAAGAACCUGUGAAGAACUGUUGGCCAAGACCAGAAAAAAUGGUAGCUAUUUAAUACGAGAAAGUGAAAGCAUGGAAGGAGCUUUGUGUCUCUGUGUUUUCUUUGAAGGACUCAUCCACACUUACCGUAUCUUCAAGGAACAGGAUGGAUAUUUUAGAAUACAGACAUAUGAAGGUGUUCCACAGAAGAUAUUCAGAACGCUAAAGGACCUAAUAUACAAUUAUGAAAAGCCAAAUCAAGGACUAAUAACAAACCUCCGCGACCCAGUAAAUAAGCCACAGGCCUCACAAAGAAGGCAGACAUUCAAGUCGGGAAAAGACAACAUUUAUGAGGAUAUUGAUGACAGCGACUACAUCGUCGUCUUACCUGAAUGA
Messenger RNA from Apaloderma vittatum (bar-tailed trogon), 408 nucleotides. It is a transcript of the gene SH2D1B, whose product is annotated as SH2 domain containing 1B. The coding region runs from base 1 to 408 and encodes 135 amino acids. Lineage: Eukaryota; Metazoa; Chordata; Aves; Trogoniformes; Trogonidae. The record is from RefSeq and is a predicted model, not a curated record. The transcript is spliced from 4 exons.